Messenger RNA from Patiria miniata (bat star), 726 nucleotides. RefSeq lists its product as uncharacterized. Bases 1 to 726 code for a protein of 241 amino acids. NCBI's taxonomy places the organism in Eukaryota, Metazoa, Echinodermata, Asteroidea, Valvatida, Asterinidae. The record is from RefSeq and is a predicted model, not a curated record. The transcript is spliced from 4 exons.
AUGGAUGGAGCAUUCGCGUGCAUUCUGGUGGUGUCAACGUUUAUAGUGCUUGUAUCAUCUAUGAAAUGUCAUCAAGUUUGCUACAUCGGAUCGGAGUACGACCCACAACCUCGUACCUCACCCCGUUGGUUCUUAUCGCACGAAGAUCCGUGCGAAUGUACUUCUAUACGUCUCGGUGGGAUGCGCAUCCCUGCUUCGGCAUACCGCCAGGGGGCGCCCCGUUAUCUGGAUAAGCUGAUCGUCACUGAGGACCUUGCUGAAAUACAGACGUUCUUCAGUUGUAAAGUGUGCACCAGCAGCUAUCAACUCGAGCCCUAUCAGUACAAGUUCCCAUUCCCUCCCUUUGAUUGUGACCAUGGGUUCGUGUUGGAUUUCGCCGUUCGGGCCAGUCAAGCCGCAAAGAUUGCCUUGUCUGCGGAUGGCACACAGGCAGGCAACAAGUAUCACCUUGUUCUUGGUCAAUACGCUAAUACCCGGACCACCAUCCGCAGAUGCCAGGAGUGCGCAAUACUCCACUGGGUUUGGUCCGAGGGCGUGGUGAGCGAGCACGAGAUGAGACGCUUUUGGCUUCGGUACUACCGUGGCACCUUCGCCGUAGGCAAGCACCAGCAGGCGGCGUACUUCGAGUGGACCGACACUGAAACCCCGGCUACCCCGGUCAGAUUCUACGGCUCCGGCAGCUGGAAUUUGAACCAGACUUGGGCUUUUUACCAUUCUUGCAACUAA